Messenger RNA from Lycium ferocissimum, 1362 nucleotides. RefSeq names its product OVARIAN TUMOR DOMAIN-containing deubiquitinating enzyme 4-like. Lineage: Eukaryota; Viridiplantae; Streptophyta; Magnoliopsida; Solanales; Solanaceae. The record is from RefSeq and is a predicted model, not a curated record. Gene Ontology annotation, biological process: protein deubiquitination; endoplasmic reticulum unfolded protein response. Gene Ontology annotation, molecular function: cysteine-type deubiquitinase activity. The transcript is spliced from 8 exons. Bases 264 to 1190 code for a protein of 308 amino acids. Gene Ontology annotation, cellular component: nucleus; cytosol.
UUAGUAGGAUAAAGCGAUGGGCCCUUUUGACCUAUCCGGUCUGGGUUCUUCCAUUACAGACCAAACAUAGAAUCUUCUUACAUUAACUUUUGGUACCUAAAAACAGGGACAGGUGCAUAAACUGGUAGCUUUGGGACAAGACAAUCGUUCUUCAACAUUUCUUGGCAUUCAAAGCUGCACUAAGAGCCGAUUCAUACCAGUAAAUCCAAGUGUCACUUUAUGCUGGUUGAUUAUAUGUAAACCCAUUACAUGCGAGAAGAGAAAUGACAAGCCGCUUCUGUAAUAUAGUUUUGCAAGCACCAGCCACCUCAUUGCAUUUUUAUAUCUCAACCAAGCCUGCAAAAUUCCAUUAUUCUACUAUUUCUGCAUCCAGGUCAAAUUAUCUCUCAUCAUCAAUAAACUUUGAGGAAUCCCAAAAAAGAUGUGUUUGGUCUACUAAAUCCAAGCUGAAGAACAGCUGCGGCUCGUUAACGCUUAAAACUGCAGUGAGUCCCAGAUAUACUUGGAAGGUGUGCUGUGAUAUUUCUUCUCGGUCCCAAAAUGUGAAUAUGAGGCUUUCCUUGCCCACUCCGUCAAAUUUGAGGCGUAAUUCUAGGCAGCGACAUCAUACAUCUGCUGGUUUAUUUAUUGGAUUUUUGGUCUGCUGCUCUGCGUCUGAACCAGUACAUGCUGAAGCAUCAGGAGAAAGUAAGGGAAAUUCCUCAACCACUGGCUGUUCACAUGGAAAGAAGGUCUAUACUGACUACUCUGUAAUUGGUAUACCUGGAGAUGGAAGAUGUUUAUUUCGUUCUGUUGCUCAUGGUGCUUGUUUGAGCUCAGGGAAGCCCCUACCUGAUGAGAACCUACAGAGGCAAUUAGCGGAUGAAUUAAGGGCCAGAGUGGCAGAUGAAUUUAUAAAGAGGCGAGAAGAGACAGAAUGGUUCAUCGAAGGUGAAUUUAACACAUAUGUUGCCCAAAUAAGGAAUUGUCAUGUGUGGGGAGGUGAACCAGAGCUUUUGAUGGCUUCUCAUGUUCUCCAGAUGCCAAUCAAUGUUUACAUGUAUGACAAGGACGCUUGUGGCCUGAUUUCUAUUGCUGAAUACGGGCAAGAAUAUGGCAAGGACAAUCCUAUUAAGGUUCUGUAUUACGGCUUUGGUCAUUAUGAUGCAUUGCACAUUCCCGGGAAGAAAGGACCAAGAUCAAAACUUUAAACUGCAAGAAACAAUGCACGGGCUUUUGAGAUUAUGUAUUAUGUAGAAUCUAACAAGUAGAUUGAAUGUGAAUAGUCAAGAGAUGGGUUCUGAAUCAUGUAUUCUCUACCAUAUUUCCUCUUAAUUGAUCUGUUAAGUCGAGUUCUGAAGUAUUUGUUUGAUAAUGAAUGCA